Cygnus olor (mute swan) is the source of this 8750-nucleotide messenger RNA. Its product is annotated as maltase-glucoamylase, intestinal-like. Gene Ontology annotation, biological process: carbohydrate metabolic process. NCBI's taxonomy places the organism in Eukaryota, Metazoa, Chordata, Aves, Anseriformes, Anatidae. The transcript has 70 exons. Bases 1 to 8124 code for a protein of 2707 amino acids. The record is from RefSeq and is a predicted model, not a curated record. Gene Ontology annotation, molecular function: carbohydrate binding; alpha-1,4-glucosidase activity.
AUGGGCAAGAGGAAGUUCAGUGGUUUGGAAACCACCCUGAUUGCCCUCUUCUGUCUGGUGACGGUGGUGGCCAUUGUCCUCAUUGCGCUGUUAGCAUCAGGACAACCUGGAAUCAAAACAACAGGAUUUACACCAGUAUGUCCGAACAUAAUAACAGAGAGAAUUGACUGCAUCCCAGAUCAAGUAGCAACAAAGAGCGUCUGCACCUUGCGUGGCUGCUGCUGGAGUCCCCAGAGUGAUACCAGUGUGCCCUGGUGUUUUUUCUCUAGUAAACAUGGGUACAAAGUGGAUGGGUCCGUAAGAUCAACUCAGACAGGAUUUGAGGCCACAUUAACAAGGCUGCCAUCACCUUCCCUCUUUGGAAAUGAUAUCAACACCGUCCUCCUCACAGGAGAGUAUCAGACAUCAAAUCGCUUCCGGUUCAAGAUUACUGAUCCUAAAACAAAAAGAUUUGAAGUCCCCCAUGAGCAUGUGGGAUCUUUCAGUGGAUCCGCGGCCUCCAAUUUGAACUACAGAGUGGAAGUGAAGCAUAAUCCCUUUGGUAUCGUGGUGACCAGAGUGAGCAAUGGAAAAGUUCUGUUUGAUACUACCAUAGGACCACUGCAGUAUGCUGACCAGUUUUUGCAGCUAUCAAUCAAGCUACCUAGCAGCAACAUUUAUGGGGUGGGAGAGCAUGUGCAUAAACAGUACCGACACGAUGUCAACUGGAAAACCUGGCCCAUGUUCAGCAGGGAUAUUGGCCCCUCUGGAUCAAUGCAUAACUUAUAUGGAGUCCAAACUUUCUUCCUGUGUUUGGAAGACAGCUCCGGAGCCUCUUUUGGUGUUUUCCUGAUGAACAGCAAUGCCAUGGAGUUUGCAGUGCAGCCUGUUCCAGCAGUGACCUAUAGAACCAUUGGUGGCAUCCUUGAUUUCUAUAUCCUCUUGGGGAACACUCCAGAGCAAGUAGUCCAGGAGUACCUGAAGCUUGUGGGACUGCCAUUGUUGCCCUCCUACUGGAGCCUGGGCUUCCAGCUCAGCCGCUGGAAUUACGGGUCCUUGGAUGAAGUGAAGAAUGUGGUGGAGAGGAACCGUCUGAUUGACCUCCCUUAUGAUGCUCAGAUCACUGAUAUUGACUACAUGGAGGAAAAGAAAGAUUUUACAUAUGACAAAGUGAAGUUUAAAGAUCUCCCUAAUUUUGCAUCUUAUCUGCAUAACUAUGGAAAAAAAUAUAUUAUCAUAUUGGAUCCUGCUAUUAGCACAAAAAGCCUAUCUGAUGGUAGUGAAUAUGGAAGCUACACCAGGGGACAGUCUAAACGAGUCUGGGUUAAUGAAUCAGAUGGAAUAACACCAUUAAUUGGAGAGGUGUGGCCAGGGGAAACUGUGUUCCCAGACUACACCAACCCAGACUGCACCAGCUGGUGGGUGGAAGAAUGCAGAAUGUUUUAUAACACAGUGCCGUACGAUGGAAUCUGGAUUGACAUGAAUGAAAUAUCCAACUUUGUUCAAGGCUCAGAUAAGGGUUGUGCACAAAAUGACUUAAACUAUCCUCCAUUUACUCCCAGUAUUCUUGAUAAACUCAUGUUUUCCAAGACACUUUGUAUGGAUGCAGUGCAGAAGUGGGGCAAACACUAUGAUGUCCACAGUCUUUACGGAUAUUCCAUGGCCAUAUCAACAAACGAGGUCAUCAAUACAGUGUUUCCUGGAAAACGAAGCUUCCUGAUUUCGAGGUCUACUUUUGUGGGAUCAGGAAAGCACACGGGACACUGGCUGGGGGAUAAUGCAGCAACAUGGGAACACAUAAAAUGGGCGAUACCUGGAAUGCUGGAAUUUAACCUCUUUGGAAUUCCUUAUAUUGGAGCCGAUAUUUGUGGUUUCUUUGAUGACACGACAGAAGAACUUUGCAGGCGGUGGAUGCAAGUAGGAGCCUUUUAUCCAUUUUCCCGGAAUCACAAUGCUGAAGGAUACAUACCUCAGGAUCCAGCUGUGUUUGGAGCCGAUUCAGUUUUGGUGAAAACCUCCAAACAUUACUUGAACAUUCGCUACACUUUGCUGCCCUACCUGUACACCCUCUUUUACAAAGCUCAUACUCAAGGGGACACGGUUGUACGUCCAGUUUUGCACGAGUUCUACUCAGAUGAAGCGACGUGGGGAGUUGAUAGGCAGUUCCUGUGGGGUCCCGGGCUACUUAUUUCUGCUGUCCUUGACCCGGGUGUGGAUGUAAUUCAAGCAUAUAUUCCUGAUGCAGUGUGGUAUGAGUAUGAAACGGGGGCAAAAAUACCCAUAAGAAAACAAUGGACCGAUUUGUACCUGCCAGCAGACAAACUGGGGCUCCAUUUGAGAGGAGGCUACAUUUACCCUACCCAACAACCAGCUCCCACAACAUCUGAAAGUCGCAAGAAUCCAAUGGGACUUAUAAUUGCCCUGGAUGACAACAGUAAAGCUUAUGGGGACUUGUUCUGGGAUGAUGGAGACUCUACAGGUACACUUAACAGUAAAAGCUACAUUUACUAUGAGUUUAACGUUUCUGCUAAUAUUCUACAAAUGAAUGUCAUAAACAAUGGUUAUGUCGAUCCAAACAACCUGAAGUUUGAAGAAAUCAAAAUACUGGGGGUGCUCCAGGAAAUAACACAACUUACUGUCUCUCAGAACAAUGUUCCACAAACUUCUUUACAUAAUAUCACCUACUAUCCUUCAGAUAAGGUUGUUCAUAUAACAGGACUUCAGCUUGAACUGGGAAAAUCCUACACACUGCAAUGGACGCAACAAUCAAGUAUCAAUGAAAGGUUUGAUUGUUAUCCCAAUCAGGAUCCAACAAAAGAAAAAUGUGAACAACUUGGCUGUGUCUGGGAGCAGUCACCAUCAAACCCAGAUAGUCCAUCCUGCUAUUACAACUCCGACAACGCUUACUCUGUUGAUGGAGUAGAAUACUCCUCAUCAGGUUUGGUAGCCAACCUGACCGUAAACAGCAUCAAUGCCAGAGCUAAUGAGAAUUACACUGCACCAAUUGGUACACUGCGCUUGGAGGUUAAAUAUCAUAGCAACCACAUGCUGCAAUUUAAGAUUUAUGAUUACCAGAAUGCACGAUAUGAGGUUCCUAUAUCAUUAAAUCUCCCAAGCUCCCCAGCGAAUACAGUCGAGGACCUACUCUAUGAAGUAUCAGUUCAGAGAAAACCAUUUGGUAUACAGGUUCGACGCAAAAGCACAGGGACAGUCAUCUGGGAUUCACAGCUGCCUACCUUCACAUUCAGCGACAUGUUCAUUCAGAUUUCUACCCGUUUGGCAUCCCAAUAUAUAUAUGGAUUUGGAGAAACAGAGCACACCAUGUUUCGACGCAACAUGAGCUGGCACACCUGGGGAAUGUUCACAAGGGACCAGGCUCCUACUUAUAAGUUGAAUUCCUAUGGUUAUCAGCCAUUUUACAUGGCUCUUGAAGAAGAUGGCAAUGCCCAUGGAGUUCUCUUGCUUAACAGCAAUGCAAUGGAUGUGACGUUCCAGCCAACCCCUGCCCUGACAUACCGCACCAUUGGAGGAAUUCUGGACUUUUACAUGGUUUUGGGCCCAACACCAGAACUUGUUGUUCAGGAGUACACUGCACUGAUUGGACGACCAGUGAUGCCACCCUACUGGUCCUUGGGAUUCCAGUUGUGCCGCUACGGAUACAGGAACGACACUGAAAUUUCCCAGCUGGUGGAGCAAAUGAAGGCGGCUAACAUUCCCUAUGAUGUCCAAUAUGUAGAUAUUGACCAUAUGGAACGGCAACUGGACUUCACUCUUGGCCCACGCUUUGAGGGAUUACCGGCUCUAAUUAACAAAAUAAAAGCAGAAGGAAUGAGAUUCAUCAUUAUCCUGGAUCCAACGAUCUCUGGAAACGAAACUGAUUAUCUUACUUUCUCGAGAGGUGUAGCCGACGAUGUCUUCAUCAAGUGGCCGAAUACCAAUGACAUUAUAUAUUCCAAGGUCUGGCCGUUUCUUCCCAAUGUUGAAGUCAAUGAGUCACUUCCCGAGCAAACCCAAAUACAGCUCUAUGGAGCACAUGCAGCUUUCCCAGACUUCUUCCGCAAUUCCACAGUGGAGUGGUGGAAGAGAGAAAUCCUGGAGUUCUACAACAACCCCCGUAACAACUCAAAAAGUGUGAAGUUUGAUGGCCUGUGGAUUGACAUGAAUGAACCGGCAACUUUUUAUAAUGGCGCCAUUGGUGGUUGUAGAGAUGACCUCCUUAAUAAGCCACCAUAUAUUCCUCAUUUGGGAUCCCGGCCAGAUGGUUUAAUUGUCAAAACUCCAUGCAUGGAAGGUCAGCAGUAUCUUCCGGACGGUACCCCAGUUAGACACUAUGAUGUCCACAGUCUUUAUGGGUGGUCACAAACAAAACCUACCCACGAUGCUGUGCAGAAUGCCACAAAAGAGCGUGGGAUCGUCAUCACCCGCUCAACAUAUCCCAGCAGUGGAAGAUGGGCUGGACAUUGGCUGGGUGAUAACAAGGCAGCUUGGGAUCAGCUGGCUAAAUCUAUUAUUGGUAUGAUGGAGUUCAGCCUCUUUGGAAUAUCUUAUACAGGAGCUGAUAUCUGUGGCUUCUUUAAUGACUCACAGUAUGAGUUGUGUCUUCGCUGGAUGCAGCUGGGUGCAUUUUACCCAUAUUCAAGGAAUCACAAUGAGAAAGGAACAAGAAGGCAAGAUCCUGUUUCCUGGAAUGCAACAUUUGAGGACAUUUCCAGGAAGGUGCUGAAUAUAAGAUACACUCUGUUACCCUAUUUUUAUACAUUAAUGUACCACGCCCAUGCCCACGGCAGUACUGUGAUCCGCCCCGUACUCCAUGAGUUUGUGGAAGACAGAGCAACAUGGGAUAUAUAUGAACAAUUCCUUUGGGGACCUGCACUGCUCAUCAGCCCUGUAAUGCAACCGAAUGCUGUAACGGUGGAUGCUUACAUACCCGAUGCCCGCUGGUAUGAUUACUACACAGAUGGAGAUAUUGGUAUUAGGGGAAAGUCAGUAACUCUAUCAGCUCCUUUGGACCAUAUCAAUCUUCAUAUCCGAGGCGGUUACAUCCUCGCAUGGCAACAACCUGCUAAUACAACUUUUUACAGCCGGAAAAACCCAAUGGGACUUACUGUUGCUUUGAAUGACACUCAGAUGGCAGAAGGACAGCUUUAUUGGGAUGAUGGGGUUCGCAUUGACGCGUAUGAAGAUGGUGCAUAUCUGCUAACAUCAUUUACUGCUAAGCAGAAUGUUUUAGAUAUCACAGUUGUGCAUCACGGUUACACUGAUCCAAACAACUUAAUGUUUACUGAAAUUAAAGUCCUGGGCGUGAACACCAACGUUCAGAAGGUAGAUGUAUUGCAGGACGGCGGGAUAAUUCCGUCACCUCACACUGUGAGCUACAACAGCACCACCCAGGUUGUUCAUAUAACAGGACUUCAGCUUGAACUGGGAAAAUCCUACACACUGCAAUGGACUCAGGAAUUAAGUAUCAAUGAAAGGUUUGAUUGUUAUCCCAAUCAGGAUCCAACAAAAGAAAAAUGUGAACAACUUGGCUGUGUCUGGGAGCAGUCACCAUCAAACCCAGAUAGUCCAUCCUGCUAUUACAACUCCGACAACGCUUACUCUGUUGAUGGAGUAGAAUACUCCUCAUCAGGUUUGGUAGCCAACCUGACCGUAAACAGCAUCAAUGCCAGAGCUAAUGAGAAUUACACUGCACCAAUUGGUACACUGCGCUUGGAGGUUAAAUAUCAUAGCAACCACAUGCUGCAAUUUAAGAUUUAUGAUUACCAGAAUGCACGAUAUGAGGUUCCUAUAUCAUUAAAUCUCCCAAGCUCCCCAGCGAAUACAGUCGAGGACCUACUCUAUGAAGUAUCAGUUCAGAGAAAACCAUUUGGUAUACAGGUUCGACGCAAAAGCACAGGGACAGUCAUCUGGGAUUCACAGCUGCCUACCUUCACAUUCAGCGACAUGUUCAUUCAGAUUUCUACCCGUUUGGCAUCCCAAUAUAUAUAUGGAUUUGGAGAAACAGAGCACACCAUGUUUCGACGCAACAUGAGCUGGCACACCUGGGGAAUGUUCACAAGGGACCAGGCUCCUACUUAUAAGUUGAAUUCCUAUGGUUAUCAGCCAUUUUACAUGGCUCUUGAAGAAGAUGGCAAUGCCCAUGGAGUUCUCUUGCUUAACAGCAAUGCAAUGGAUGUGACGUUCCAGCCAACCCCUGCCCUGACAUACCGCACCAUUGGAGGAAUUCUGGACUUUUACAUGGUUUUGGGCCCAACACCAGAACUUGUUGUUCAGGAGUACACUGCACUGAUUGGACGACCAGUGAUGCCACCCUACUGGUCCUUGGGAUUCCAGUUGUGCCGCUACGGAUACAGGAACGACACUGAAAUUUCCCAGCUGGUGGAGCAAAUGAAGGCGGCUAACAUUCCCUAUGAUGUCCAAUAUGUAGAUAUUGACCAUAUGGAACGGCAACUGGACUUCACUCUUGGCCCACGCUUUGAGGGAUUACCGGCUCUAAUUAACAAAAUAAAAGCAGAAGGAAUGAGAUUCAUCAUUAUCCUGGAUCCAACGAUCUCUGGAAACGAAACUGAUUAUCUUACUUUCUCGAGAGGUGUAGCCGACGAUGUCUUCAUCAAGUGGCCGAAUACCAAUGACAUUAUAUAUUCCAAGGUCUGGCCGUUUCUUCCCAAUGUUGAAGUCAAUGAGUCACUUCCCGAGCAAACCCAAAUACAGCUCUAUGGAGCACAUGCAGCUUUCCCAGACUUCUUCCGCAAUUCCACAGUGGAGUGGUGGAAGAGAGAAAUCCUGGAGUUCUACAACAACCCCCGUAACAACUCAAAAAGUGUGAAGUUUGAUGGCCUGUGGAUUGACAUGAAUGAACCGGCAACUUUUUAUAAUGGCGCCAUUGGUGGUUGUAGAGAUGACCUCCUUAAUAAGCCACCAUAUAUUCCUCAUUUGGGAUCCCGGCCAGAUGGUUUAAUUGUCAAAACUCCAUGCAUGGAAGGUCAGCAGUAUCUUCCGGACGGUACCCCAGUUAGACACUAUGAUGUCCACAGUCUUUAUGGGUGGUCACAAACAAAACCUACCCACGAUGCUGUGCAGAAUGCCACAAAAGAGCGUGGGAUCGUCAUCACCCGCUCAACAUAUCCCAGCAGUGGAAGAUGGGCUGGACAUUGGCUGGGUGAUAACAAGGCAGCUUGGGAUCAGCUGGCUAAAUCUAUUAUUGGUAUGAUGGAGUUCAGCCUCUUUGGAAUAUCUUAUACAGGAGCUGAUAUCUGUGGCUUCUUUAAUGACUCACAGUAUGAGUUGUGUCUUCGCUGGAUGCAGCUGGGUGCAUUUUACCCAUAUUCAAGGAAUCACAAUGAGAAAGGAACAAGAAGGCAAGAUCCUGUUUCCUGGAAUGCAACAUUUGAGGACAUUUCCAGGAAGGUGCUGAAUAUAAGAUACACUCUGUUACCCUAUUUUUAUACAUUAAUGUACCACGCCCAUGCCCACGGCAGUACUGUGAUCCGCCCCGUACUCCAUGAGUUUGUGGAAGACAGAGCAACAUGGGACAUAUAUGAACAAUUCCUUUGGGGACCUGCACUGCUCAUCAGCCCUGUAAUGCAACCGAAUGCUGUAACGGUGGAUGCUUACAUACCCGAUGCCCGCUGGUAUGAUUACUACACAGAUGGAGAUAUUGGUAUUAGGGGAAAGUCAGUAACUCUAUCAGCUCCUUUGGACCAUAUCAAUCUUCAUAUCCGAGGCGGUUACAUCCUCGCAUGGCAAAAACCUGCUAAUACAACUUUUUACAGCCGGAAAAACCCAAUGGGACUUACUGUUGCUUUGAAUGACACUCAGAUGGCAGAAGGACAGCUUUAUUGGGAUGAUGGGGUUCGCAUUGACGCGUAUGAAGAUGGUGCAUAUCUGCUAACAUCAUUUACUGCUAAGCAGAAUGUUUUAGAUAUCACAGUUGUGCAUCAGGGUUACACUGAUCCAAACAACUUAAUGUUUACUGAAAUUAAAGUCCUGGGCGUGAACACCAACGUUCAGAAGGUAGAUGUAUUAAAGGACGGGGGGAUAAUUCCAUCACCUCACACUGUGAGCUACAACAGCACCACCCAGGUCCUGAAUAUCACCCAGCUUCAACUUCAAUUAGGCCAAACCUACACAGUGCAAUGGAGUUAAAAUGCCUUUCAAAUAACUUUGGCCAUAUUGCUGAAAUUUCUCUUUGUUUUAAAACAGGCUUGAAAUGUUCAUACUGCCAUUUUGUACCCUAAAAAUACUUUAUUCUGUAAAAACAUAUAACUUACAUUCAGUUCGUAUCAAGGUAUCAUGUGUAUAAACGUAGUUUAGUAUUGUUGAAGGCUAACUACAAGCUCUCCAUGUAAUGCAAAACUUAUGUUUUAAAUACUAUGGCACUUGUGUCAUAUUUCAAAACUGAAAUCUGAAUGUAAAAUUCUAUGUUUUCUUUAAGCAGAAUCUCUGGCUGACUUCAUGCUUGGUAAAUUUUGCAAACCAAGAUGCAGUUGGUGUUACCUGCAUGAAUUUGGGGCCAUAAUUCUGCCCAUAUUUAACUUCUAUCAUCUUAAUUUUAACUCUGCCAAUGUAAGUCACUAUUAUUAAGAAGUAUUUAAAGACAGAUAAAUUAAUGUUCUCAGAUUAUACUUUUAGCAUGAAACAGUGUUUCCACUUGUUCAUCUAUAAAAUAUUAAGGUACUUGCAAAAGUCAUUCAAAGUAUUUUGUAUGACUUCAGCCAGACAUUUGUGUUCCCCAAUGCUGAAGUCGCAAAAUUAAACUUGAAGUUUCAACG